Molecule: messenger RNA, 635 nt
Organism: Polyodon spathula (Mississippi paddlefish)
Lineage: Eukaryota; Metazoa; Chordata; Actinopteri; Acipenseriformes; Polyodontidae
Product: NEDD4-binding protein 2-like 1
Exons: 4
Coding region: 198-620 (140 amino acids)
Source: RefSeq, a predicted model, not a curated record
UUUUUUUUUAAAUGCUCAGAGCUUGGGGUGGGGCGGUGACCCAGCCCCCAUUGGCGCCCUGGUUAUUGACUGCCUGGUGUGGGUAAAAUAAUUAACGGUCUUCAAGUACAAGAAAGGAAAACGAAAGUUAAGAGAGCAGAGUGAUUGCAGUGCCAGGCGGUUCAGUUCAGUACCCAAGAUCACAGUACGGAGAAGCGAUGGGUGAUGGUCUGGGAAGACAUCGCAAUAGACCGCAUCUUUACAUCUUGAGAGGCCCUUCAGGAUCAGGGAAAAAACAGCUAGCAGAGGAAAUACUAAGAAAAUACGAAGAGUGUAAAUAUGAAGAAGCGAAGAAGAAGAACAUCUUCAGAGCUUUUGAUUAUUUCAUAAAAGGAGAUAACGUGUACUUUGAUGAAAGUAAACUUGAUGAAGCUCAUGCAUGGAAUAAGAUACGAGCUAAGGAAGCUAUGAGACAGAAAAUACAUCCAGUUAUCAUUGUCAACACCAACAUCCACCUUUGGGAAAUGAAACCCUACUUUGAAAUGGGUCUCCGUUACAAAUAUCAUAUCAGGGUUAGAGAACCACGAAACUACAAUGUUGACGAGCUGUACAGGUAUGGAUGGACGGUUCCAGAAGUUUGAGAGUCUGAUUUCAAU